AUGGCCAACAAUAUUGGGCGAGGCGGCGAUCUUCCCAAUGCUGGUGGUUUUGGCCGUGGUAUGGCUUCUCCCGCACAACCCCUACCCAACACGACUGAAGUCUACCCUCAUGAGCCAAUACGCCGCUCUGCCCUCGAUACAAAUCGACCGACAUCCGACCGCAACCUUUCUCUCACGAUACCCAGCCAACAAGACGGCGCUGUAUAUCGAGCUCGAGCCGAUCUCCCCUUCCUCGUCCCUCUACUGCUACAUAUGAUCAUGGUCGUACCUCCAGACUGGCGCUUCCUCUUUUAUGGCUCGUCCGCCACUGUGACUCAGGUGCGCGAAUCGUACACUGCGGCAAUGUACGAGGCCAUGGGCAAAUUGAAUAUCCGGAAUUUGGAGGACAGCUAUGGCGAGGGGUGGGGACGGAGGUAUGGAUGGGAAGAACCCAAGGAUGGGCGGGUGUUGAGUGCGGAGGAGAUGACGAAUCGACUGUUGACGAAUAAGACGUUCUAUGAGGGGGACCUCGCGGAUACGGAGUGGCUGCUGGUAUGGCAUAGUGAUGCUAUCUUGUGUGCAAACAGUGAGGUGGGCCUAGAUGACUGGUUGGGCUGGGACUGGGUUGGCGCGCCAUGGGAUGGCGAUCACAAGUUUGGCGGAAAUGGUGGCCUAUCGCUGCGACGACUGUCUAGGAUCCGAGAGGUGCUGGAGUUUCAAAAGCGUCAGGAUGACUCCAAUUCGGAAGAUGUUUGGUUCGCGUCCCGCCUUGGCCUGCUUCCGGGAGCAAACAUGUGCCCUCCUGAAAAGGAGAAGGAAUUUGCCGUUGAAUCAGUCUGGUACGAUAAACCCAUGGGAUACCACAUGUUGCCUGGUAAUAGUCCAGCCCCAAACGUCUGGGCCAUACAUCAGCGCCGUAGGGAGAUUUACGACUAUUGCCCCGAGGUCAAGAUCAUACUUGACAUGUACCUCGAGCGUGAGAAAUGUGGCGACCAGAGAACCGCGGAGGAUAGAGAGGAUGAGGAGUUCCGCAAACUGCUGGAGGCGGAUGCCGAGAGUGCGAAGAAGAAGCUGGAGGAGGAGAAUGCAGGAGCUGAGGAAGAGAGAAAGAAGCAAGAGGAAAGGGCGAAACAGAGGAAGGAAAAGGAGAGGGUAGAAGCAGCGAAGGUCAAGAUGGAGGAGGCUGAGGUGGCGGAAAGGGCGAAGAAGCUGUUGGAGGACCAGAAGAGAAAGAAAGUAGAGGCGUUGGAGGGAAUAAGUGUUGUGAAAGAUAUUAGUAGAAUCGAGGAGGAAGCGAAGAGUCACGAUAAGCAUGCUUGGGAGGAAGGUGGGGCGCCGGAGCUGGAUGAUGCUGCGGAGGAAGGAGCAAGAAAGUCGUUAGACGAGCACAAGACCGAGAACCUAGGGGAACCCGGGAAAAACAUCGCGUCCAAAGAGGAUGAACCAGCAACUGGCAGUGAUGAAACCCUGGACGAUGGCAAGAUGACGGAUUCGGACCAUGUUGAGGAGAAGGAGAAGGCCGAGUCGGAUGAGUCUGACGAAGGUAAAGCCGAGGAGCAAGCAGAGCCUCCAGCCUCUGCUGCUGAUACAAAGCGGGAAGAAGAGAAAGAUGAUGAUGGCGCUGGGGAAAAGGGCGAGCAUGCAGAGGCAGAGCCCGAGCAGGAAGACGAUGUUGCGGAGUCAUCAAAGGAGCCUCCUUCAACAGCAGAAGGCCACGCAGACGACAAGGUCGAGGAUCCGGAUUCGAAAGACGCGGUUGAGGAUCCAGGUUCCAAAGCCUAA
This is a messenger RNA of Cyphellophora attinorum, 1761 nucleotides long. RefSeq lists its product as uncharacterized. The transcript has 3 exons. Bases 1 to 1761 code for a protein of 586 amino acids. The record is from RefSeq and is a predicted model, not a curated record. NCBI's taxonomy places the organism in Eukaryota, Fungi, Ascomycota, Eurotiomycetes, Chaetothyriales, Cyphellophoraceae.